This is a messenger RNA of Durio zibethinus, 975 nucleotides long. RefSeq names its product peroxidase 56-like. Gene Ontology annotation, biological process: hydrogen peroxide catabolic process; response to oxidative stress. NCBI's taxonomy places the organism in Eukaryota, Viridiplantae, Streptophyta, Magnoliopsida, Malvales, Malvaceae. Gene Ontology annotation, molecular function: peroxidase activity; heme binding. The record is from RefSeq and is a predicted model, not a curated record.
AUGAUGAAGAGUCACAUUCUCCUGUUGCUUUGUGUUGUAGUUUUUGGAGUUCUUGGGACCUGCCAUGGAGGUGUGCUUAGGAAGAAUUAUUACAAGGCUAGCUGUCCUGAUGCAGAGGAGAUAAUCAAGAACGCUACCGAGAAACAUGUAGCUAAGAAUCUCGACCUGCCAGCAAAGUUCCUGAGAAUGCAUUUUCAUGAUUGCUUUGUCGGGGGUUGUGAAGCUUCAAUUUUGUUGAACUCGACAAGUAACAACACUGCCGAAAAGCAGGCAGUUCCGAACCUAAGCCUGUCGGGUUUCGAUGUCAUUGAAGAUAUAAAAGCAGAAGUGGAGAAGGAAUGUCCAGGAGUAGUAUCUUGUGCUGAUGUUCUGGCCUUGGCUGCCAGGGAUUCAGUUUCAUAUAAAUUCAAAAAACCAUUGUGGGAAGUUCUUACCGGUAGAAGAGAUGGCACAGUGUCACGAAUUUCUGAGGCAUUGGCUAAUCUUCCUUCCCCUUUUUUCAACUUCACCAGUCUCGUUCAGAACUUUGCUAUCAAAGGCCUCAAUGUGCAUGACCUGGUGGUUUUAUCAGGUGGGCAUACGAUUGGAAGAGGCCACUGCAAUACCUUCAGCCCCAGGCUAUACAAUUUUACUGGAAGAGGAGGUCAAGAUCCUUCGUUGAACGCAACCUAUGCUGCUUUCUUGAAGACCAAAUGCCGAAGCCUUAGUGACAACACAACCACCGUGGAAAUGGAUCCUGGUAGCUCUCUAAAGUUUGAUAAUCACUAUUUUGUCAUCCUCAAGCAACAUAUGGGCCUCUUCGAAUCCGAUGCCGCCCUUCUGACAAACAAUCACGCCCUCAAAACUGUCAACGAUAUGCUUGACUCAUCGAAAUUCUUCAAAGACUUUGCAGUGGCAAUGAAGAAGAUGGGAGCCAUUGGAGUUCUCACAGGGACUCAAGGGGAGAUUAGGAAGAAAUGUUAUGUUGUUAAUUAA